Alosa alosa (allis shad) is the source of this 2078-nucleotide messenger RNA. RefSeq names its product eukaryotic translation initiation factor 2 subunit 2-like. Gene Ontology annotation, biological process: formation of cytoplasmic translation initiation complex; translational initiation; formation of translation preinitiation complex. The coding region runs from base 138 to 1136 and encodes 332 amino acids. The record is from RefSeq and is a predicted model, not a curated record. The transcript is spliced from 9 exons. Lineage: Eukaryota; Metazoa; Chordata; Actinopteri; Clupeiformes; Clupeidae. Gene Ontology annotation, cellular component: eukaryotic translation initiation factor 2 complex. Gene Ontology annotation, molecular function: translation initiation factor binding; mRNA binding; translation initiation factor activity.
AUCAAGCACUCCAAUCAUUUGCAGUACACGCGUGCGUAGUGGAAACUAGCUGCUGAUGCAAGAAACACAAGGGUGCUCUCACAGGGACUGAUCUGAAAACAUUUUGGUGUAGAGACAUUUGGAAACGAGCUGCAAACAUGUCGGGAGACGAGAUGAUAUUUGACCCCACCAUGACUAAGAAGAAGAAGAAGAAGAAGAAGCCCUUCAUGCUGGAAGAGGAUGGUGGAGAUGGAGUGACGGAGGAGUCACAGCCCGUGGAGCCCAAAGAGGUGGAACCGGAGGGGCAGGAGGAGAGGGAUUUUGACGCUGAUGAGGAUGAAGGCAGAAAGAAAGAGCCGUCAGAUGAUCUGGAUGACUUGAACUUCUUCAAUCAGAAGAAAAAGAAGAAAAAACAAAAGAAAGUGUUUGGUGACGACAUUGAGGAAGGCAUAAAGGACCUAAAAAUAGAGAGUGAGAUUUCAGAGCCAAUGGAGGAGGAUGACCUAGACCUUCUGCUGCCUACCAAGAAGAAAAAACCCAAGAAGGUGGACUUCCAGGACGACGGCGAGCUGCUGGAGAAGGAUGAAGCUCUAGAUGAUGAUGAUGGCAAGAACACAGACGGCAUCACCUUUAGCUCAAUCACAGGGCCUGCCUGGGCAGGGACGGAGAGAGACUACAGUUACGACGAGCUGCUGAACAGAGUCUUCAACAUCAUGAGGGAGAAGAACCCAGACAUGGUGGCGGGAGAAAAGCGCAAGUUUGUCAUGAAGCCUCCGCAGGUGGUGCGUGUGGGCACCAAGAAGACCUCCUUCGUCAACUUCACAGACAUCUGCAAACUGUUGCAUCGUCAGCCUAAACAUCUACUGGCCUUCUUAUUGGCUGAGCUUGGUACAAGCGGCUCCAUUGACGGAAAUAACCAGCUUGUGAUCAAGGGAAGAUUUCAACAAAAACAGAUAGAGAAUGUCCUGAGAAGAUAUAUAAAGGAAUACGUCACCUGUCACACGUGUCGCUCUCCAGACACCAUUCUACAGAAGGACACACGUUUGUAUUUCCUGCAGUGCGAGACGUGUCAUUCUCGCUGCUCUGUCGCUAGCAUCAAGACCGGCUUCCAGGCUGUCACCGGAAAGAGGGCUCAGCUUCGUGCCAAAGCCAACUAAUGAGAAGGGGCGGCUGCAUUCUGCCCCUUCUAAUCUCCCCCCAACCCCCUCCUCCAGGCCAACUUACAGGGGAGCCACUGAUAGCCCACUGCUGCCCAAAUUUGACUACAUCAAAACUGGGCAGAUUUCUUACCAUGAGAGGGCAUGGACUUCUUGGGUAUCAUGUGAGAGAGGUCUUUGAUGUUUUGUUUUUUUUUGGGGGUUGUUGAUGUGAUGCUAUAGGUAUAUACUCCAUUUUCUUUCCCCAACCCCCAACGUUUUUCAGAUGAGCAGGACAGGAGCCCAAGGGCCUAUGUGCAGAGGCCCUGUGAGGCAGGGGGCCUGUAAGCGCCAGCCCUGGUACUGAGGUGGUCCUCACCAUAUCUCAACUCCCUCUGGUCUUAAACCAGACCCUCCACUCUUCAGUUUAGCCAGCAUAUCAAGUGCUCUUGGUUAAAGCAGAAAAUAAUUCAGAACUUAUUGAGCCCAACCCCUAAUAUAAGAUGUUUGGUCUAAUCAUGUAUGGUUCUACCACUUGGCAGUGCUCUCAGGGAAGAUAGCAGCAGUCCUGUGUAGUUCCAUUCAUUCACAAGCUCUAGGGAGUUGCCUCAAAGCUUUGGAGAGCUCGGUGUGUGUAGACACUUGGUGGACUCGUAUCAUGGAAAAUGAGCUGUGGAAGCUUAAUUUGACAUUUUCAAACUUGCUGUCUAAUAUCAGUAUUGGUGAAGGACAAGAGAAUUGUGUGUACUGCUGUCAUGUGCAAGGGCUGUUUGCCUCACGGGGUAGGCGUUGGACAAUUUUUAAGCAACCUCUGUAUGCUUUUCAACAGAAUUGUGAUCUCUUUUUCAGAAAGUCAUUUAGUUAUGGCCCAUAAGAAACAGCAGAAUGUGGCAUCCACUUUUAACACAGAGCAGCAGAUGUGAAGAUUUGAGUGUUUUGGAAUAAAAUGUUGAAUGAAGAUAA